This is a messenger RNA of Aphanomyces astaci, 2779 nucleotides long. RefSeq lists its product as hypothetical. Lineage: Eukaryota; Oomycota; Saprolegniomycetes; Saprolegniales; Verrucalvaceae. Bases 15 to 2756 code for a protein of 913 amino acids. The record is from RefSeq and is a predicted model, not a curated record. Gene Ontology annotation, molecular function: protein binding. The transcript has 12 exons.
CGACUACAGCGGUUAUGAAAGCCAGGACGGCGUUGUCGAGUACGGCGGUGGCAACGAUAGAGCCAACCAUGGUGGACGACGCUGGUAGCGCCGCGGACUUCAGAAAGAUCUUGGACACGUUCCAAGACAAACAGACGGCCGACCUUUACUCGCGGCAGGUGGCGCUGCUGCAAGUGUUGGUUCAGAAAUUUCCAUCGGGGUUCAAGAUGCAAGAUUUGCCAGAGGUGGAGGCGAUAUUGCGCGUCGCAUACGAGAAGAUCGAGGCUGGCGUCGACGUGUUGAUCGAGCCAGUGUGUGGCCUCGUCGCCCACUGCAGCAAACCAUACUUGCGAGUGAAAUCGAACGAAGAGUUCACGUCGCCCCAGUUGUUGCACACGUUGAUGUGCCUGUUAGGCGAGUUUCUCCUGUCGUUCGAACCACAGAUCCAAGUCGUUGCCGCCGACACCCUUCGAGCAUUGGCCACCGGCGCAUGUCUGGGCCAUCCCCCUCGACAAAGCGGCAACUCGGACGACCAUAGCGAUGACCAGCGACCGCUGCCCAGAGAUUACUCCCAGCAACUCGUCGAGCGUUGUGGGAUUGUCGAGGCGUCCGCCGCGGCCCUGCAGCGUCUUUUGGACGACCAAGAGGCCAGUGACGACGCUAACCGCAACAAACGGAUGGACUUGCUUCUAUUCCCCAUCGUGGACUUGCUUCAAGAGAUCUCUAGCUGGGGACCCAACGCCCAGAUCCUCACGGCCCACGGCAGCCACGACCGCAUUCUAGACAUCCUCGAUCAAAUCGACGACCUGCGCGACGAAUUUUUGCCGCUGUGCCUUGAAAUUCUGUGGAACGUGCUGGAGAUUAGCGCCACGACCACUGCCACCAUCCAAAGCUGCAGAUCACGCGCCGUGAUGCUCCACGCGCUUCGCACGACCAACGCCAUCCACGCAAUGGGUAGCCUUCGGACGUUUCAAGUGCUGCACAAGCUGUUGCAGCGAUUGCUCGUGCACGGCUACCGCAAACAAGACAAGGAACUCCGCAACACCACGUUGAUGAUCCUCGACAUUCUCGCGUCCAAGGCGCGGAACCUGCCGCUGUUCGCAGAAUCCGGACUGCUCGGGACCUUGCUCAAAUACGCGACUGCCGCGGACCUCCCCAGCACCACCACGUCAACUUUGGCCAAAUCAUCCCACUUUGCCUCGUCCUGCGACGAAGAUUUCGAGUUCAAGCACAUGCUAUGGGUGGUGCUAGCCGACGUGGCCAAAGACAACAUGGAAGCCGCCCGCCUGGUCUCUGACUCGCCGUUUAUUCACGUAUUGUUGCUGUACGUGUCUCCUCAAUCGCACCACGGUGGGCAGCACUUUACACCCGCCCAACGGCAUGUGCUGCAAGUCAUGGCGCUGCAUGUCCUCUCGACGCUGGCCCCGCGCAUGCCCGACCUGUUUGUCCAACUGCUUGGCCACGUCGCGCUGUUGGAAUUCGUGCAGACAAGCCACGACGAAGACGCCAGUGCGUUGGCCCUCCAGCUCUUCCACGAGCUCAUCUCGACGUCCAACGAUAUGCAAACGGACGUGGGCAACAUCGGCGGUGUCGAAGUCAUGCUGACGCUGUUUGCAGACGUCGCUCGGGCGUGUGCAGUGCGCCGCACGGCCAUUGCCGUAUGCGGUGCCAUGUGCCACCACCACGACGCCAAUCAAACGCGGUUCCGCCGGGCUCAAGGGGUUGCCGUAUUGAGUUUGCACUUGCACUUUGAACCCGCGCACGCGGUGAGCCAGGACAACCUGAUCGUAUCCGUCGUGGGAUGUGUCUGGGACAGCAUCAUUGGCAACGCCGAGAGCGAGCUGUGUCUGAUCCAAUCCGAGGGUGUCGACAACCUCCUCGAUUUGCUCGAAGUGUGCCCUCAGCUCAUGCACGGCCAGGUCCUCGGUGUACUCGCUGAACUGUGUGAAAAUGUCAAGGCGGUGGCGUAUUUUCAAGCGUGGAAGAGUAAAACCCAAUGCAGCGCCACCCAGAUGCUGCUUCGCAUGUACGCGGACGAAGAAACUCGCUUGGGGGUCCAACGACCUGCCACGGGACUACUGCAAAACAUUGCGCGACCGCUUGCGAUGCAAGUGACGCCCCCGUCUCCCUCGUCUGGGAGUGACAAGCAGCCGGUGGUGGCCUUCGUGCGGCUGAAACAAGCGCUCGUGCAUUCAAAAGGCACCCGACACACUGAUCCUAGCCGACGGUUGGUGACAGCCACAGCCAAAGUCGACCUCCGAUCCAAGAUAUUUGCCGUGUUGGCGAGCGUGGGGUUUUCAUGCGUCCCGGACGACCUAUCGUUUAACGAGCAAAUGACGUUAGCAGUGGCCAAAGAAUUCCCCGUGUUUCUCGUGGGCGAGGAGUGGCUCAACGUCAAGUUGGCGCUGUAUGCUCAAAACAUUCGUCCGAUUUAUGCGGAUGCCCUCCUCAUGGAGAUGAAGCUCGAGCACGUAUACUCGGUCGUGACGAAAGUGCGAUGCUGCCAGGAAGACAUAUACGCUCGAAAGGAAAGCCUCAAAGCCAAGGACGAGGCGCUCUUCUUUGCAGGGGUGCGCCACCAGAAGGAGCAAGAGCGGCAAACGUCGUCCAAGAAAACCGUGUCCAACUCCAGUAUGAAAUCACAUCUGGAAGCCAAGAAGCGGAAGGCUGACAUGCUGCGCAAGUCCACAAUGGUGGACCAAGCGACGGAUGAGUGCAUUGACCUCCCAACGAAAUAUGUGUUUACGGACCCCCCGCCAGUCUAUAACGACUUGUAAUACACUGGAAUUAUACUGCCAGG